GGCACUGAACCAAUGGGUAACAGCCUGAUUAAUAUUGUAAAGGAGGGCCGGCUGGCCAGCUCUCAUCUGAAAUGUGGGUAGCAGAGUGUGACUUGAAAUUCUGGAACAGCAUAGACCCAAGAGGAUUUGAUACAGAUGAGCUGCUACAGACUCCAAAGUAACAGAUUUGCUUGUCAACAGAAUUACUAGAAUUUAGACUUUUAUGAUUCACAGAUUCACUAUAUCAGUAACUGGGCCUGUACUAGUCAGUCUUAGAACACAGUGAUGCUCACAUUCUGGAUUGUCAAAUACAGCACUAGUCGACACUUCUACAAUAGUGGCUGUAUUUCUGAAUCCAUCAAAGCAGAAAGUUAAGGGCUGUUUAAAUCACUAACAGAUGUACACUACAGUUUAAAAGUUUGGGCUCACUUAGAAAUAUCCUUGUUUUUGAAAGAAAAGCACUUUUUUUUGGUCCAUUUAACAUAACAUCAGAUUGAUCAGAAAUACAGUGUAGACAUUGUUAAUGUUGCAAAUUACUUUUGUAGCUGGAAACGGCUGAUAUUUUUUUAAUGGAAUAUCUACAUAGGUGUGCAGAGGCCCAUUAUCAGCAACCAUCACUCCUGUGUUCCAAUGGCACGUUGUGUUAGCUAAUCCAAGUUUAUAAUUUUAAAAGGCUCAUUGAUCAUUAGAAAACUCUUUUGCAAUUGUGUUAGCACAGCUGAAAACUGUUGAUCUGAUUUAAAGAAGCAAUAAAACUGGCCUUCUUUAGACCAGUUGAGUAUCUGGAGCAUCAGCAUUUGUGGGUUUGAUUACAGGCUACAAAUGGCCAGAAACAAAUAACUUUCUUCUGCAACUUUGUUCUGAAACUUGACUCCCGAUAGUCGUCUGUUCUUUCGACCAAUCAAGUGGUCGACAUUUUGGAACGUGUAUUUAUAUAUAUAUAUAUAUAUAUACACACACAUGUAACGGAUGUGAAACGGCUAGCUUAGUUAGCGGUGGUUUGCGCUAAAUAGCGUUUCAAUCGGUGACGUCACUUGCUCUGAGACCUUGAAGUAGUAGUUCCCCUUGCUCUGCAAGGGCCGCGGCUUUUGUGGAGCGAUGGGUAACGAUGCUUCGUGGGUGACUGUUGUUGAUGUGUGCAGAUGGUCCCUGGUAUGGGCGAGGGGAUGGUCUAAAUUUAUACUGUUACACACACACCCUAUGUUUUUUAAUAAAAUCAACUAUAUUAUUGUCUGAUGCUGUUUGAUGAAAUAAGACACUAAUUACUCAAGAGGGAGCCAGAGAUGAAGAGAGAAACGACUAUCCUCCUCCUGCUGGCUUUCAUAGAUUCUGCCAUUACUCUCUUGAAGUUGCCGGUAAUAGGCUACACGAGGAGUCGGCAACCUUUCUCAUGUGGAAUGCCAAUUUAUCUUACCAUUUCUAACGAACUGCUUGCCACUUAUGUUUUUCAUAUGCACUUUUUUGUGGAACAGUUUCAUUUAAUUUAUAACGCCUUUGAAUCUCAAAAUCAUUGUCAUGUGGUUAAUCAAAGUUGUAAAUGACAAUGAUACAAACCUAAAAGUAUUGCCAAUGCCAACGAUGUAAAAAUAGCCUACAUAAAGCCAACAAAUAAAAACAUUGCAGCCUGCAGGUAGAAAAUAUCUUGAUAAAAAUAAAUAUCCUAUAAAUCACAUUGGCUACACAUGGCCUGUCUGCAACGAACUUGAAACAUUGUAUCAACUAGUUGUGUCCAGCCUGAAGCUCUUGCUAGCAAACUUGGAACAUUGUAUAAAAUAUUUUGGGCACUCAGAAUUUACUGCACCAGUGAGCUCGGGACAGACACAGCUGUAUAAGAUCUCAUCAGGCAGAUCUGUUUUAUGACUUUCACACCGAGUGGUUAUCGAAAGAUUUUUCUAAUACAUUGAGGAAAUAUUGUCAUUCUCAAUGGAUGUAAAAAUAGACUUUGUUUGCUUGCUGUUUGAGGGGAAGAAAGCUCCACAGCUCAUUAGUCGUGGUGCGUUAAGCCAAUCAGAAAUACUAUCAGAUCCUCUAAUGAGAACAUUUAUAUGCCUACAUUUGUGCGCAGGCCAGGGAGCCUAUAGGCCUACUUCUAUGUGUAAUCAGGCCAGGUAGCCUAUAGGCCUACUUCUAUGUGUAAUCAGGCCAGGUAGCCUAUAGGCCUACUUCUAUGUGUAAUCAGGCCAGGUAGCCUAUAGGCCUACUUCUAUGUGUAAUCAGGCCAGGUAGCCUAUAGGCCUACUUCUAUGUGUAAUCAGGCCAGGUAGCCUAUAGGCCUACUUCUAUGCGUAAUCAGGUGCGUGUCCUUACUCAACAUUUGACCGUAGUGCUUCAAACAAAAGACAAUGGACUAAAUUGACAAAACUCGUAAAUGGAAGGAAAUAAACCAAAACUUGUUUCUCACAAGUGUAGCAUAGGUUGUGGGCUCUGCAAACAACAUGUCCACUCUGACAAUGAGAAUGGUAAAAGACUGGACUAAUAAUAUAUUGAAUGCAUUAACAGAAAUUACCAUAACCAUACAAACAUUGUAAAUUAGGAGUUGUUGGUAAAUGUAGGCUACUACUGGUUAUAUGUAAUGGGGAAUUGAUAGACACUAACAAUCAAGGCAAACGAUUCACACAAUGAGGUUAUGAAACAAUGAACGUGCACAAAUUGGCGGGUGAGAUACUUGUGUUGUGCAUCUUAGCCACACUCCCCUUCUUCUUCUUGGACUGUGCCAUCCCUGCGGCCUCCGCAAUGGAUUAGUUCACUGAGAUGGGCGCGAAUCCGACAGGUGUCUCGUGCCAUAAAAUGUUUUAUAUAUAUAUUUGCUACUGCUUGACAAAAACAAUCUCGGUCGACCAACAGCCUAUCGACCAAACGAUCUACCAGUCGACUAAUUGGGGUCAUCCCUACUUACAUCACCAGUUUACAUGGAGCAUGUCUGUGUGGACUGCAAGAAGAACUUCUGUGGCCGCUGCUCGGUGCAGCUGGAGCCGCCAUGCCCGCGCCUCUGCCACACAUGUCAGCGAUUUCACGGAACCCUCUUCGACCGCGCCCAGUUGAUGAGACUCAAGGUGCGGGAGCUGCGUGACUACCUCCACCUGCACGAGGUGCCCACCCAGACGUGCCGGGAAAAGGAGGAGCUGGUUGAGCUGGUCUUGGGCCAGCAGACCCCCAGCACCAGCAGAAGCAAUGAGACCGUGUCCUCCCAGCCCGGGGCUCACAACAAUGUCCCCUCCCCAGACACACCGUCUCCUCCCCAGACACAGGGCCCUACCAGCCCCGACACAUUGAGCCCAGAGCAGCCAGAACAAUCAGCCCCUGAGGCAGAAUCAGAGCAUAUCUCUGAUGAGGAAGAAGAGGAGGAGGAUGAGGAUGAAGAGUCAUCGGACAGCGAGGAGACCCUGAUGCCCGGCCGCAGAGCCUCUCUGUCUGACCUGAGCCGCGUGGAGGAUAUCGAGGGCCUGAGCGUGCGCCAGCUCAAGGAGAUCUUGGCCCGCAACUUUGUCAACUACAAAGGCUGCUGCGAGAAGUGGGAGCUGAUGGAGAGGGUCACCCGCCUCUACAACGACCAGAAGGACCUCCAGAACCUAGUUUCAAAUACAAAAAAUGAAGAAGACCCUGCAGCUCCCAAGAGCCAGGAGGAGAACCUCUGUCGGAUCUGCAUGGACUCUCCCAUUGACUGUGUGCUGCUGGAGUGUGGCCACAUGGUCACCUGCAGCAAGUGUGGCAAGCGCAUGAGCGAGUGCCCCAUCUGCAGACAGUACGUGGUACGGGCGGUGCACGUCUUCAGGUCCUGAUGCAUGGCCACAACGAGGGACACACUGGAUACCAAGGACAACAUGGCAUUGCUGCCACCACUGCUCAGAGAUGGCAUAUUUUACAUGAAUACACUCCUCUGGAAUGCACACUCUCACUCAUUCAAUCAGUCUUCCUCUUGCCGGCAUUCCAGAGAAAUAACCUGCCUCCUCUUUUCUGGGUUCUCUGUUUUUCUAUUCCAACUGAACCUAUUGUUUCUACACUUUCAGCAUUUUACAAGACCUCAAUAUUUCAGUACUAUAACUUUAUUGUUCAAAAGAGUUAGGUAUCAUGUAUUCACAUUGGUGCCAGUCAGACACCAAACUAUAUUGGCACUUUGCAUGGGAGGGCAGCAGUACCUUUUCAAAUUCUGAGGUUAUUGGGUAGAGAUCAUGUUUAUUUCAACCCCACACACAGGCAAGGUUAUAUUGCAUUUUUCUGUCUUUGCAUUUGUGUGCACGGGGAAACAACUGAGUUCCAUAGCUGAGAAACACAGGGCCUUACUAGAGAGGGCAUCGACUAACAAGCAAUGAAUAUAAAAAAACGUAUUUGUUCUGGCAAUGAAUGAAAUGCUGAAUCUUGGUAAGAGAGGGAACAUGUUAGGCUACUCUGUUAUGCAUAUCAAUAGCAAAACAGAGUGGCCAGAAUGGUGCUAUUUGACUAGUGAUUAACAACACUCGUAACAAAACAGAAUGGCCAAAAUGGUGCUAUUUGACCAAUGGAAGCAACACUCAGGGCCCCAUUUUGACAGUGCAAGUAAGCGGUGUGUGUCGAGACCAAAAUAUCCAAAACCGUUUAUUUCAAACCUUAUCGCCCCAAGCAAGGCUUGGAUAUGAACGUGCUAAUAUUUGAUGCAUGGAAUGCAGUAGUUGUGAAAUUGGUGCAUUAAGUGCAGCACGGAGUACUUGAAGUGGUAAGGUCUGUUUUGCGCCCUCCAAUUGUCACACUUAAAGUUCAGUACCUGCAAACCAGCUGUUCUGUUAAUUGGUUUUGUGGUCCAGAGAGCUAUCUUUAGGUUGCAGUGCACUUGCUAAGCAUAGAACCCAGGCCUUAUCUGUCUUAUUGGCGAUCCUUCAGACACAUCUGUGUGGUGGAUGAACAUAGCAUCUUAGGAGUGGAAACAGCCCUUUAAACACAAGAGUCUGCUUGUAGCUCACUGAAAGUACUUGAGGGUCAAGGAGGGGAUAAUGCUUGGCUUCAUUCGCCCUUUUAUGGUCAAAUUACCCUUUUAACUUGCAGAUAUUGUAUCAAAACUGGAACAGAACACGCAUUGACUUGACGUUAAUAGUUCUUUAAAUGAGCCACAAUGGGGAUCUUUUCUGAAAUGUAAACCCGACACAGUAGAUAUGCAGUUUCUUUUUUAUUCUCUGGGGGUCAUAAAUUGUUUGAAGUUGGUUCCAUGACCUUAGCCCAAAUGAGUUUUGGGGUAAAGAGAACUGACCUCGUUAGCAGAAUGUCUCCAUUCCAAGGCUCUCACCACCUCUCUCUUAUCAGCAAGUGCCCCAGAACAGAGUGCUCAUUAACUUAGCUGACGUAGUGCACUGAAUACACUCAUUUCCUAAUGACGAGUUGAUUAAAUGUAUCUACUAGUUAAAAAGAAAAAAUCAGUUUUCUGCGAAUUUACUUUGUUUGUGGGGGUGUUUUAAAAGCUAGAAUUGAUAAUUGAAACAAUAACAAAGAGCCACCCCGCCUCUGUUUCAGUAUAAAGCUGAGGGAUGGACAUGGAGAAAUGCAACCACUCUCAGAUUCAGAGACAGAGCUAAGGACUGACCAUCCAUGAUAUCAAAGUUCUAGUUUUAACCAUGUUUUAAGGCUAUACAGUGUUUGUUUAGAUUUACAUUGUUUAUACACAUUGAAGUAAAACAAGCUUAUAUUUUGGAUUCUCAUGGGGUAUGACAAGUUAAACUAAGCUCAUGAGGUAUUUAUACGUUAUAAUCUUCAAGAAUCAAUGGGUAUAUAUCAUUCAUUAAAUGGAUGUAGCAACUAAGGAUUCGAGCUUUAAGGAGGAUCUUGGUUCAUUCUAUUCCAACUCUAGGCAAUUCAGUAAAUGGAUUGAGAUUGAAUUUAUAUGAAAUUAGAGGCAAUUUUAUUACAGUGCAUUUCUCAAAUUACCUGGAAUUGAAAUGGUUUGGCAGCCCUCUGCAACUUUUUAUGGAACAUGUUUUAAAAUUAUAGAGAAACAUAAUGGUUUGCAUUUAAAUGGUCUUUCUACUGUAUAUCUUGUUUUAUAGCUAAUGAAUGUACCAUAAAACUGAUCAUGAGGAAAAUGCACUUAUACUAAUUAAUGUGUCUGUUUUAGGGAAUGCGUAUCCACUGGGAUAGACUCCGUUUAUCCCAGAUACUUGGUCUGCCUGAACUGAAUGUAACUGGUUUAAGUUGUUUACAAUAACAAAACCAUUUCUUACUGUGACUGCCAAAUUGCCAAUAUCGCAAAUAGAUUUUUCACUAGUCCGUUUGAUAUGUCUUUUGUCAAUAACUAUGCUAAUAUCAUGCAAGAACAAUAUGAAUCAUCUCAUGUAGUUUGUAGAGAGCAGGUGAAACAAGAUAUGUCAGUGUCGUGAGACUAGAUCUGGAUCUUUUCACAAACAUCUCGUCACCAUCUUGUUUUUAUCCUGGACAUCAGUUUAUACAAGCCAGGCCGUCAGUCAAGUCAGUUCUCUCUAAGGAGUGUUUUCUGUGCAUGUGAAAACGUGUGUAUACAUUUAGCGAAACCCAACCCAAGAUCUAAACAUUCCAAACAGUAGAAUGUACCUUAACAGAACACUCUUCAACAAAGAAAGCUAAUAUUUUCCACAUAUACUAUAGCCCAUGUACAUGUGUAAUGCUCCUUGAGGACCUGAUUUAAAGGCAAGGUCUGAUAGAGGUUCAGUGCAGAUGUGUUUGAUCUCUAUCAAAUAAUUUCCAGGUAACAAUUAAGUACCUGGAAAAAAACCUGAAAAAACGGAUUGUUUUCAUUUAAAAUUGUCUAAAAUAAAUAAAAAUAGCUUUUUAGCAAAGAGCAAUUUCUCAAGCAAGAAUUUUGCUAGGACUCUGGGAGAGGUAUGAGUGGGGAAGGGAAAACUGAAAAUGUUAUUAUUGGCAGAGGUUUGGAACUUAACUAAUUUACCCCAUGGUGAUGACACCAUGGAAGGCAAAAACUCCCACCAAAACAGGCUAAAACUUCAGGCGUUUUUUUCAGACAGCUCUUACACUAAAAGGGUUAUAAUUUUCACAAAGUAUUAUUCCAACCUCAUUGUGGAAAUGCGUAUACAUAAAACAAAGGAAUAUCAUGUUUUUGACUGCACUGGGCCUUUAAUAACAGUAUAUGAACUGUGUAGCAGAUAACUAAUUAGAAUAUUUCAAGAAAUGUCUUCUAAAUAUUGCCUUCUUCCUGAUGGUAUUUCAAUGGCUUUAAAAGGCACAAGAUAAAACCUUAAUGUCAUGCGUGUGUGGGAUGUUGGUGUCCCUAGUCUGCCACGAGAGUCCUGUAGUUCUUAUUGCUGUCUGAGGACCUAGAUAUUAAUAUCAAUUUGUUAUUGGUGACUUUAAAAUGGAGGUGUUUUGGUAUUUGGAAGACGAAUCAAUCUACUAUUGUGAAAUGUUGGACGUGUUUAGAAAAAUCUGACAAUCUAUCAUAUCUGUGAUUCUUUAACAGUGAGUUAUCGUUUUGGUAAAUGCCUUGCUAUGGAGAGUUGUGCUAAAGGUGAUUAACAACACCUCCACUAGUUAUUAGAUAAGAACAAGGAAAUUAGUCUGCACUAUCCCACCCCAGGGGGAAAAAGGGUCAUUAUUAGCAUAUGAAGUUCAACUUUAAUGGAAAGAUUUGCAUGUGUUUUUUUUGGGGGGGAAGGAAGACUGCUCUGACAAAAGGCAGUUUGAAAACACUUGGAAUGACUCAUAACUGUAUGUGUGGAGAAUUAUUUGUGUUUCGUAUACUCUGAUGAUUUAACUUUGUUCAACAACUGUGAAAUUGUAUAUAAUAAUCCCAUGCGACAGUAUCAUUUUAAAUAUUAUUGAGCGUGUUGUACAUUUGUCAAAUUACUAGCAUGGACUAUUGCCUUUGUUGUAGUUUAAAUAUGUAUUCAGUAGUAUUGGCUAAAUGAGCUAAAUGCUGGAUCAGUUCUUAACUACAAUGGAAGCUAAUAGGAUUUAUAAAUCAGAAAAACCUAUAUUUUUGAAAAUGUAUUAAACAUAUUGAUGUUCUUGUGCAUAUAUUUUGUUGGACGUUUUUUAUAUUGAUAAAAAUAUAAUAAAGUACCCCAACAGACUUAUAAACUCCA
This is a messenger RNA of Oncorhynchus nerka (sockeye salmon), 8015 nucleotides long. Its product is annotated as E3 ubiquitin-protein ligase rififylin-like. Bases 2889 to 3758 code for a protein of 289 amino acids. The transcript is spliced from 6 exons. Gene Ontology annotation, biological process: proteasome-mediated ubiquitin-dependent protein catabolic process; protein K48-linked ubiquitination; negative regulation of extrinsic apoptotic signaling pathway via death domain receptors. Gene Ontology annotation, molecular function: ubiquitin protein ligase activity. Gene Ontology annotation, cellular component: cytoplasm; plasma membrane. Lineage: Eukaryota; Metazoa; Chordata; Actinopteri; Salmoniformes; Salmonidae. The record is from RefSeq and is a predicted model, not a curated record.